CCAACUAUUUGAACAUUUUUCAUUUUCCCUUCUUUCCUUUCCCUUCUUCCUUCCUCCCCCUCCCUCUCAUUCAUCUCACCACGACGCAACCGACUUGGUUCCGUCUUUGUCUCCUCCCUCUCUAUCGCCCCCUUCCAGCCCUUGUCAGGGUCUAAUUGUCAUUCACUUACACAAACGCAACGCAAUUUAACCGUUUCCAAUUCCUUUAACGGCUUCUCCUCCCUUCUCCUACAGACUGUUUGGAUCUUCACCCACUUUCUCCACUACCGCUUUCACAGCAUAUACAUUAUUACCCUAAAAAAUCCCUCCCACAUCAUUCGAUUAUGAAGUUCACCACCAUCAUCUCCGUGGCUAUCGCCCUCUGUGUUGUGUCCACCAACGCAGCUCCUGUUAGUACGACUAAGGUCUCUGGUAGCAAGGCCACAACUACUCCAACCCCACCUCCAAAAGCUCGUGACCCUUGUGCAGAUUUGGCGGCUCAGGGCAAGAACUCUGAUUCUAUCUUGAAGUUCAACACAGUGCGAGACUGUUAUCGUGCUCAAACAUUCAAGCCAGAGGUAGCAGAAAAGAUUUUGACGUCGGUUGAGAGCGCCAUUGGCAACUUUUACGCCUUUAUCGACAAUGCAAAAGAGGCUCAUGGCGCUCCCUUCAAGACUCCUAGAGUUGAUCUGUUGGCUGAAUUGAAAAAGAUUCGGCGAACCAAGUGGAAGAAUGAUUAUGACUUCAAUAUGGCUUUGACCUACCUCACUUUCUCUGCCAACGAUGGACACUUGGCCUAUCGAAGCGAUUGUUACCACACUGCAAAAUUCCUUCAGCCCAUCUCUCUCUAUGCCCCUGUUGUUAAUGAUGUCCAGAACAUCCGUGUCUUCUUUGCAGAUGACACUCAGGAGGGCGUUCCCAAGACAGCAUUGACAGACUGUAUUGUCACCGAAAUUGAUGGCGUGCCUGCUCUUAAGGCCGUCCAGGACUUUGCUGAUCGCACCUCUGCAAUCUCUAAGGAUCCCGGUGUGCGUCUUAAUGAUGCUCUUGCCAGCACAUCCUGGUACAAUGAAUGGUUGAUCAGUCCCGGCGGCUUUGCGAGUCGCUGGGAGGUUCCUAAGAAGAACUCAAUGGAUUAUACGAUCCAGUGCGCUAGUGGUGCCCCUCAGAAGUUGACUGUUCCUUGGAUUGUCAAGCCCGCAGAUGCAUUCGAGUUCCAUACAUUCCGGGAUACAAAGACUUACUGGGACGUUCAGUGCGCAGCUCCCCUGUCGCCUUAUAACAACCGCCUUAGCAGGACCGCUAACAACGCAACCACUCAGGGUCUUAACUAUCGUGUGAACGAGGUCCCUGCCACGACUCUUUUCCGUGAGCGUGGUAGGAUUCAGUUGCCCGGCGGUGGCAAGAAUGGUCGUGUUGGUCCUAUCCAGGUGAUCUCGAAGGCCAAAGAGAUCUUGCUCACUGCCACCACUGCGUUCUACAGAAUCAACAAGUCCAAUGCCUGUGUUGCUGUGAUUGCCUCUGAAGAAGCUGCCUACUACAAGUUUGAUCCCUCCGAUUAUCUGCAGUUCAUCGAAGGCCUUGAGAAGUUGCGUGAUGGAGGAUGUAAGAAACUGAUUUUGGACAUGACCAACAAUGGUGGUGGCUCAGUUGAUUUCGCCUACUUUAUCAACCAAGUCUUCUUCCCAAAGGCAAAGCCUUACUUUGUGGAAGAUCUGCGCUCGAAUAAGUAUGUCCAGGGUGCUGCUAAGAUUGCUGUCAAACAAUCAAACCCUCGUUCCGUCUUUGAUGCUCGUGGAUACGUCAGCAUGGCUACCAACAAGGUCUACACAGAUGAUUCCAUGUUCACAAAGGGUGUCAACAUGAAGCGUGGAGGUGUUACUCAGACUUACAGCCAGAAGAAUUAUUUUGAGUAUGGAUGGCCCUUCAUGCCUAUGGCCAAGAACAGAACUCUCCCUUGGAAGGCUUCUGACAUGGCUAUUGUCACCAACGGUUUCUGUGGCUCUGCCUGCACCAUGAUUGCCACUCGCUUCAACAUCGUCCACAAGGUCAAGACUUAUGCUGUCGGCGGUGUGCACAAGAGACCCCUUUCCUACUUCUCCUUCCCUGGAGGCUUUGUCAUGGACAAUGAGAGUUUGACGAACGAUAUUAAGCAGCUCAACUACAAGGCUAAAGGUGGGCCCUCCAACCUGGUGACCAAGUCAACCUUAAACGUUGCUGUCGGUGAGAUCUAUGCUACUGAGACCAGCAAGGUUCCUCUGGAGUACGAUACCAAGUAUUUCCCUGCAAACGUUCACUUGGAUCAGGAUCCUGUUUCAGCCAGAAAUCCAGAUAACAUCUGGAUGAAGAUCGUUGCAGACUUCAAGUAAAAAAAAAAUAAAAAAGCAAUCCGGGGUUGCAUGUUAUGUAGUGAUGACAAUUUUCAAUAAAUAUAAAUACAAUGCUCUCUUC
Molecule: messenger RNA, 2430 nt
Organism: Lobosporangium transversale
Lineage: Eukaryota; Fungi; Mortierellomycota; Mortierellomycetes; Mortierellales; Mortierellaceae
Exons: 2
Coding region: 324-2348 (674 amino acids)
Biological process (GO): proteolysis
Molecular function (GO): serine-type peptidase activity
Source: RefSeq, a predicted model, not a curated record